AUGUUACCGUUCAACAACUAUUGCAUCAUUUGUGAUCAAUUGAUUACCCCAGGUAAAAAGAGUAGUAUUAAUCCCUCUCUCGACAACGAAAAACUGUACUGUUCCCCACAGUGUAAAGAGAAAGACUACUCGAUCUUAUCUAGUGAGAAUACAAUGAUCCAAAAAGUAAGAAACAAAACCCACCAGUACGACUUAGAAAACCGUGCUAUAACUAUAACAACCUCUGCUAGCGAGGACACGAGCACUACACUGUUGGAGCCAAUUGACCCAAUUAUCACAUCUCCUCUGCUACAGCCCUUCCCUGAUAACACUGAGGAUGGUAGUAACGGGGAUGAAUAUCUCUUCGAUUAUAUCAACUUGACGAAGACAGACGACCACAAACAUAAAUAUUCGAUCCCUAAGAUACUACUGUUAGAUAACGCGGGGGGAGCCGCUACAGCGGAAAAUUACUACAAGUCGUGGCUCAGCAAUAAAAGCUUCACCACAUACAUUUCAUAA
Messenger RNA from Huiozyma naganishii CBS 8797, 498 nucleotides. RefSeq lists its product as uncharacterized. NCBI's taxonomy places the organism in Eukaryota, Fungi, Ascomycota, Saccharomycetes, Saccharomycetales, Saccharomycetaceae. The record is from RefSeq and is a predicted model, not a curated record. The transcript has a single exon. Bases 1 to 498 code for a protein of 165 amino acids.